AUUACAAGUAGCACACUAUGACAAAGGUUUUGCUUAUUCUAGCUUUUGCGCUUCUGAUUACCUCCUCCAUUGCACAAGGCGGAUUCGGAUUUGGACGCGGAUAUCGGCGCGGAUAUGGUCGCGGAUAUGGGCGCGGAUUUGCAAACAAUCCACUGCUACUAUAUUAACGUACUGGACAUUUACUUGAAUGGUGUAUGUCACUCAGGCUAUAUCGCAGUCAAAGCUUUAUGUGGUGAAGAGUGUCGGAACAGUGAAUUUAUAGCGUCCUGUAUAGUUAUUCCUCUAAUCAUAUGUAUAAUAUGUGGAACGUUUGACAACAUACUCGUU
Messenger RNA from Cylicocyclus nassatus, 327 nucleotides. The record is from the annotation of a GenBank genome assembly. NCBI's taxonomy places the organism in Eukaryota, Metazoa, Nematoda, Chromadorea, Rhabditida, Strongylidae.